GAGCUCUCCGUCCGGCGGCGGCGGCCGGCCUCCCGCGCGGCCGCGAUGCUGAGUUCUCGGGUUCAGGCGGCGAAGACGGCGGCCGACAAGGCCAUCCUGCGUUUCCUGCGGACCGGGGCGGCCUUCAGAUCUAAAGUCAUGAGGAACUGGGGAGUAAUCGGUGGAAUUGCUGCUGCCCUUGCAGCAGGAAUCUAUGUUAUUUGGGGUCCCAUUACGGAAAGGAAGAAGCGAAGAAAAGGGCUUGUGCCUGGCCUUGUCAACUUGGGAAACACCUGCUUCAUGAACUCCCUGCUGCAGGGCCUGUCCGCCUGCCCUGCGUUCAUCAAGUGGCUGGAAGAGUUCACCACCCAGUACACCAGGGACCAGCAGGAGCCUCCCCCACACCAGUACUUGUCCUUGACACUGUUGAACCUCCUGAAAGCUUUGUCCUGCCAAGAAGUCACUGAGGAUGAGGUCUUAGAUGCAAGCUGCUUGCUGGAUGUCUUAAGAAUGUACAGAUGGCAGAUUUCUUCCUUUGAAGAACAGGAUGCCCAUGAGUUAUUCCAUGUCAUUACCUCGUCACUGGAAGACGAACGAGACCGUCAGCCACGGGUCACACAUUUGUUCGAUGUGCAUUCCCUAGAGCAGCAGUCAGAAAUACCUCCCAGGCAAAUAACCUGCCACACGAGAGGGUCUCCCCCCCCCACGUCCAGCCACUGGAAGUCCCAGCACCCUUUUCACGGAAGACUUACUAGCAAUAUGGUCUGCAAACACUGUGAACACCAGAGCCCUGUUCGAUUCGAUACCUUUGACAGCCUUUCCCUCAGUAUUCCAGCUGCCACGUGGGGUCACCCACUGACCCUGGACCACUGCCUUCACCACUUCAUCUCAUCCGAGUCAGUGCGGGACGUUGUGUGUGACAACUGUACAAAGAUUGAAGCCAAAGGAACGCUGAACGGAGGAAAGGUGGAACACCAGAGGACCACUUUUGUCAAGCAGUUAAAGCUAGGGAAGCUCCCCCAGUGCCUCUGCAUCCACCUUCAGCGGCUGAGCUGGUCUAGCCACGGCACCCCUCUGAAGAGGCACGAGCAUGUUCAGUUCAGCGAGUUCCUGAUGAUGGACAUCUACAAGUACCGCCUCCUGGGACCCAGACCCCGUCAGCACGGCCCCACGCCGGGCGAGAGCCCAGGGCCUGUGCUGGAGCUACAGGACAUGCCAGCGGCCCCAAAGCCAGUUCUUAACCAGCCAGGAACCCCCAAAACACAGAUUUUUAUGAAUGGCGCCUGUUCCCCGUCUUUGUUGCCAGCGCUGCCACCCAUGAUGCCCUUCCCUCUCCCGGCUGUUCCUGACUACAGCUCCUCCACAUACCUCUUUCGCCUGAUGGCAGUUGUCGUCCACCACGGAGACAUGCACUCUGGACACUUCGUUACUUACCGAAGGUCCCCACCUUCAGCCAAGAGCCCUCUCUCAACCAGCAACCAGUGGCUGUGGGUUUCUGACGACACCGUCCGCAAGGCCAGCCUGCAGGAGGUCCUGUCCUCCAGUGCCUACCUGCUGUUCUAUGAGCGCGUUCUGUCCCGGAUGCAGCAGCAGGGUCAGGAGUACAGGUCUGAGGAGUGAUGACCUUCUCCGUAGCUAGGGCCAUGGCACGGUCCACACUCCUGCCUCGGGUAUGCGCGCAAGGCAGCCCCUCGAGAGUCCCUCAGCCUCCAUGUGGUCAAAGAACAGGUGCCUCAUGGGAGCCAGGCCCAUGGGACUGCCAGGGUGCACCUGGAAGGGGUCCUCAUGUUAGGAUGGCAUUCAUUGUGUCUAGAGUGUUUGACUCAUCCAUCCGACACAGGUAAUUAAACCCGAUUCCAGAGCCACCUUUUCUAUAUUGUAACAUGCUAGGUGUUCUCAAAGGAGAAUUGCCUUUGUCUAAUCCUCUGACAUUUCAGCACAGAUCAUUUAUUUUAAUAAGCAGACCCAUAAAAACUAUUGACAAGAAUUAGUGAAAUUAUUAAAGGCAAUGAUUUAGAGGGAAAAGUGCCUUUUACUUUCAGUUGCUUUUGUAGCAAGCCCACUCAGACAUGGACCCUGUAAGAAUCACAUACACACUUUUUGAAAACCCCUCAUCCAAGUUACUCAGAGAUCAAAAGAGUAGUUAAAAGACUCCUGAGCCAGGUGUGGUGGCGCAUGCCUGCAAUGCCAGCACUGGGAGGCUGAGGCAGGAAGAUCACUGCGAGUUCCAGGCCACCCUGGGCUAGGUAGCAUGAGCCUGUCUCAAAAAAAAAACCUCUUCAAUGAUAGCUCCCUGCCUUUUUGUAUGCCUUUUGUAAUCUUCCGAUGGUUUAUAUGUAGCCAAGGCUCACCUGCCGAAUCGCUCCCGCAGCCUCUCAGUAGCUGUCAGUCACCUUUGCAAAGUGCGCUGCUUCUGUGUCGCUCUUCCCUCUGGAGUCCCUGAACGGAGGUGACAUGAGCAUCGGCGACAUCUGUGACUGUUACACAGGUCCAUUCUCUUCUUGCUCAGUCAUUGUCUGUGCAGAACCCGUUAGGUUCACAGGCAGAGCUUGUGCUGAGUGAAGAAGACAAUCGAUGCUUGAUUUGAGACUGGGUCAGGGAGGGCGGGCUCUGGCCUGGGGCCGCGGUCUCUCCACCUCGCUUUCUUCCUGUAAAGGGAAGGGUCAAUAGAGUUCUGGACCAACAACAUGCAGGAAGAAAGCAGCUCCUGGUGUUUUGCUGCAGCUGGCUUUUAAUGUCAUUUUACCCAGGUCCAUACUCAAUGUGCAUUUGUUUCCCAUGGUCUAAGGCAGAGAGUAGAUUGUACGUUUUUAAAAAAUAGUUUAUGGCCAGAAGUGGUGGUACACGCCUUUAAUCCCAGCACUGGGGAGGCAGAGGUAGGAGGAUUGCCAUGAAUUCAAGGCCACCCUGAGCCUCCAUAGUGCAUUCCAG
This is a messenger RNA of Jaculus jaculus (lesser Egyptian jerboa), 2910 nucleotides long. It is a transcript of the gene Usp30, whose product is annotated as ubiquitin specific peptidase 30. Gene Ontology annotation, cellular component: cytosol; nucleus. Gene Ontology annotation, molecular function: cysteine-type deubiquitinase activity; cysteine-type endopeptidase activity. The record is from RefSeq and is a predicted model, not a curated record. The transcript is spliced from 13 exons. NCBI's taxonomy places the organism in Eukaryota, Metazoa, Chordata, Mammalia, Rodentia, Dipodidae. Bases 46 to 1599 code for a protein of 517 amino acids. Gene Ontology annotation, biological process: protein deubiquitination.